AUGGCAUUCCCCAACGGCCAAUUCGCCCUGCUUGUGCUGGUUGGCCUUGUGCAUAUCGCCUCGGCAACAAACAUGCCCGCCGCUGGUUGCCACACCCGCUAUGUGUGCCCCUACAUUGACAACCUCGCUACUGCGACAAUCACCCAGUCCACGUUCACCAGAGUGCUGCCGCGCGUGCGCUCGAUCCACCUACUGCUACCAGUGGCACUGGUUCAAGAAGAGGAGGAGGAGGAGGAGGAGGAGGAGGAGGAGGAGGAGGAGGAGGAUGAGGAGGAGGAGGAGGAGGGGGAGGAGGAGGAGGAGGAGGGGGAGGAGGGAGAGAACACACCCCUUCCCCUAAUGUUGCACUCCUCAUUCCCCACUGUUCCACUGCCCUCCCUCCACUAUUCCACUGCCCUCCCCCCACUGUUCCACUGCCCUCCCCCCACUGUUCCACUCCCUUCCCCCUCAAAUCUGAUCACCUUCCCCCUCAUAUCUGGUCCCCUCCCCCCUCAUAUCUGGUCCCUUCCCCCUCAUAUCUGGUCCCCUCCCCCCUCAUAUCUGGUCCCCUCCCCCCUCAUAUCUGGUCCCCUCUCCCCUCAUAUGUGGUCCCCUCCCCCCUCAUAUCUGGUCCCCUCCCCCCUCAUAUCUGGUCCCCUCCCCCCUCAUAUGUGGUCCCCUCCCCCCUCAUAUCUGGUCCCCUCCCCCCUCAUAUCUGGUCCCCUCCCCCUCAUAUCUGGUCCCCCCCCUCCCCCCUCAUAUGUGGUCCCCUCCCCCCUCAUAUCUGGUCCCUCCCCCCUCAUAUCUGGUCCCCUCCCCCCUCAUAUCUGGUCCCCUCCCCCUCAUAUCUGGUCCCCUCCCCCCUCAUAUCUGGUCCCCCUCCCCCUCAUAUCUGGUCCCCUCCCCCCUCAUAUCUGGUCCCCUCCCCCUCAUAUCUGGUCCCCUCCCCCCUCAUAUCUGGUCCCCUCCCCCCUCAUAUCUGGUCCCCUCCCCCCUCAUAUGUGGUCCCCUCCCCCCUCAAAUCUGAUCACCUUCCCCCUCAUAUCUGGUCCCCUCCCCCCUCAUAUCUGGUCCCUUCCCCCUCAUAUCUGGUCCCCUCCCCCCUCAUAUCUGGUCCCCUCCCCCCUCAUAUCUGGUCCCCUCCCCCUCAUAUCUGGUCCCCUCCCCCCUCAUAUCUGGUCCCCUCCCCCCUCAUAUGUGGUCCCCUCCCCCCUCAUAUGUGGUCCCCUCCCCCCUCAUAUCUGGUCCCCUCCCCCCUCAUAUGUGGUCCCCUCCCCCCUCAUAUCUGGUCCCCUCCCCCCUCAUAUCUGGUCCCCUUCCCCCUCAUAUCUGGUCCCCUCCCCCUCAUAUGUGGUCCCCUCCCCCUCAUAUCUGGUCCCCUCCCCCCUAUCUGGUUGCACUCCCCGCACGCCUCAAGGGCUCACUUCAUGCCGACAUCUCCACGCCUCAAGGGCUCACUUCAUGCCGACAUCUGCACGCCUCAAGGGCUCACUUCAUGCCGACAUCUCCACGCUCACGCCUCUCACCUGCAUGUGCCUUGCGUCUGCUUCCUUCGAAUGUUGCUCUAUCGGCUUCAGAAUGCCAGUGCACCCUGUUUCUGUAUCUGCCACUCUUUCUAUUAUCUCGGCGGAUCAGAAUGGUCUUUCUCUUGCCAGUCCCAAGUUCAUACAGGACAGCUGUCUCGUGGAGCCGUAA
Closterium sp. Yama58-4 is the source of this 1674-nucleotide messenger RNA. The record is from the annotation of a GenBank genome assembly. Lineage: Eukaryota; Viridiplantae; Streptophyta; Zygnematophyceae; Desmidiales; Closteriaceae.